Aplosporella prunicola CBS 121167 is the source of this 1049-nucleotide messenger RNA. RefSeq lists its product as uncharacterized. The record is from RefSeq and is a predicted model, not a curated record. NCBI's taxonomy places the organism in Eukaryota, Fungi, Ascomycota, Dothideomycetes, Botryosphaeriales, Aplosporellaceae. The transcript has a single exon. Bases 11 to 937 code for a protein of 308 amino acids.
CGACGAGCUGAUGACCGUGCAGUCAGCAUUUGAAGACGUGCUGGCAUCGUCGUCCGAAGGCGCCGGCCUGCCCGCCGACAUGAGGCGGACAGAGACCGUGGUGCGGGAUCUGCGCCAAGUAGUGCGGUUCUCGACACUGCCAUCGAAGAACGAGCUUGAGUUCGAGUUCUCGGGCUUCAUCGACACGGCGCGCAAGGCGUCGGGCGACUUGACGCGCUUCAACAGCCGCAUUGGACGCGCCGUCGACCACAUCCUCAGCACAAACCGCUGGACGCUGCAAGUCAUCGAGGGGGUGACGGAGCGGGAAGAGAACCGCGGCGCGCUGGCGCGCAUCAUGGACAAUGCGCCGUGGCCGCUGGCAGCGCGGCAGACGCCGCGCGAGGCACUCGUAGACCAGUACCUACGGCACACGCGCGCGGUCGAGGAAGAGAUCGCGCAGCUGAUCAGCGAAGCGCAGGCGCUGCUGGGGAUUCUGGAGAAUCUCGACGAGCGGCUCGACGCUAUCCACGGCAUCGCGAUGCGCGAUGGGCUGAGCACGCAGGGGCGGCGCGAGGAGCUGUUCGCGCAGCUGUGGACGAAGCUGGGCGGCAAUCGCGCGCAGGCCGCCAAGCUCGAGGCCCAGCUGCGCCUGCUCAAGGACGUGCAUACGUAUCGCCAGACGGCGUGGGCGCACGUCAGCGCGACGGUCCUCAAGCUCGAGGCCAUUGCCGCGGGGCUCGAGGACUUGCGCGAGCGUGUCGCUGCGCCUGAGACGGCGGGCGAGGUGGCCCCGGACCUGCCCAUCACGCUGCAUAUUGAUAACAUUAUGCGCGGCGUGGAGCGCCUGGAGCAGCAGCGUGAUACGCAGCGGAGGAUCCAGCUCGAGGGCUACAGGCGCGUGUUGGAGCGCGGUGGCUCGGGAGACGAGCGCAUGAUUGAGGGGAAGAACGGGCACUGAGUGCUGUUGGAUUUGGAUGAGGAACAUGAAAUUUUUGUAUACCUUUUCUUUAUACCCGUCGAUUAUUGCUAUAGGUAGGAACGCUGUCUCUUCUUGUCUGGCCGCGGAGCCG